Molecule: messenger RNA, 2868 nt
Organism: Lodderomyces beijingensis
Lineage: Eukaryota; Fungi; Ascomycota; Pichiomycetes; Serinales; Debaryomycetaceae
Source: the annotation of a GenBank genome assembly
AUGGUUGAACUUGUCGAAAAAAAGAGAAAAGUAGAGACCAAUGGCAACGGUCCGGCACCACAGUUGAAAGCAAAACCAUCGAGACCUUCGAAAAUCUUCAGCCCGUUUCGGGUCUUGGGCAACGUGACUGAUUCGACUCCAUUUGCAAUUGGAACAUUGGGUUCAACUUUUUACGCAGUGACAUCCGUUGGCCGCUCGUUCCAGAUAUACGACUUGGCGACUUUGCACUUGUUGUUUGUUUCUCAAACGCAAACCAAGUCGAAAAUCACUUGCUUUGCAACUCAUUAUCAUUAUGUUUUCGCUGCCAGCGGCAAUGAAGUUGGCAUUUACAAGAGGGGCAAGUUGGAACAUGUGCUAGUUUGCGAAACCACGGGUGUCAUUACCCACUUGUGCUAUUUUGGAGAGUACCUCAUUGCAGCUUCUUACGUGGGUGAGUUGUUCGUGUUUAGAAAAAACUCGGAUGGACUCAAGUACCCUACGGAGUUAUACUCGGUCAUUCGAGAAGUCAAUGUGUCUGUCGAAGGAGAAAUCGUCGGCUUGAUUCAUCCAGCGACAUAUUUGAACAAAGUUGUCGUUGCAACUACGACUUCAGUCGUCAUUAUCAAUGUUCGUUCAGGUAAAGUCUUGUACAAGUCCCCGCCACACCAAUUUGGAGACGAGAGCAUAUCCACCAUUGAAGCAGCACCGGUUCUCGAUGUCGUUGCCGUGGGGACUUCAUCGGGGAAUGUGUAUUUGUACAACUUGCGCCGAGCCCAAGUAUUGGGGGAAAAAAUCGUCACUUCAGGCUCGGAAACAUCGAGCAAAAUCACAUCCCUUUCGUUUCGAACCGACGGGUCGCCUCAUCUAGUGGCUGGUUUGAAUAAUGGAGACUUGUAUUUCCAUGACUUGGACAAAAACACUCGUGUCCACAUCUUGCGAAACGCACACAAGGAAGCCCACGGUGGUGUGUCCAAGGCGCAGUUUUUAAACGGCCAGCCCAUCAUUCUAACCAACGGCGGAGAUAACCACCUCAAGGAAUUCGUGUUUGACCCGAGCCUCACGACCACCGACACUUCGGUCAUUGCACCUCCGCGCCACUUGAGAUCGCGAGGCGGCCACUCGGCACCGCCAGUAGCGAUCCAGUUCCCCGAAGAGGACAAGACUCAUUUCUUGUUGAGUGCGUCACGAGAUAGAUCGUUUUGGCAAUUUUCAUUGAGGAAAGAUGCACAGGCUCAAGAGUUUUCGCAACGUAUGCAGAAAUCCAAAGAUGGCAAAAGACAAGCUGGUGCCGUGGCGUCGUUGAAGGAGAAAUUCCCUGAGAUCACCGCCAUUUCUUCAUCGGAUGCACGCACGGGUGACUGGGAGAAUAUCCUCACUUGUCACAAGGACGAACUUUUUGCAAGAACUUGGAACUCGUCCACUAAAAGAGUCGGUAGAUAUGUGUUGAACACCAUCGACCAGGGAAUGUGUAAAGCAGUAUGCAUAUCGCAAUGUGGCAAUUUCGGGUUAGUUGGCUCUUCCCUAGGUGGAAUCGGGGUCUACAAUCUACAAUCGGGACUCUUGAGGAAAAAAUACCUUUUGCACAAGCAAGCUGUCACCGGUAUGGCCAUUGAUGGCAUGAACAAGAAAAUGGUUAGCUGUGGGCUAGAUGGAAUUAUUGGGUUUUACGAUUUUGGCAAGUCAAAGUACUUGGGCAAGUUGCAGUUAGAUGCCCCCAUUACCUCGAUGGUGUACCACAGCCAAUCGGACCUCAUUGCGUGCGCCUUGGACGACUUGUCCAUUGUUGUGGUUGAUGUAACGACCCAUAAAAUCGUCAGAGUGUUGUAUGGCCACUCGAAUAGAAUCUCCGGGAUGGAUUUUUCCCCCGAUGGAAGAUGGAUCGUGUCUGUGGGACUAGACUCGACGUUGCGCACAUGGGACUUGCCCACUGGUGGAUGCAUCGAUGGUGUUGUUUUGCCCAUUGUGGCAACAUCUGUGAAGUUUUCACCUCUCGGGGACGUUAUUGCCACGACACAUGUCUCGGGAAACGGAGUGUCGUUGUGGACCAACCGGGCGCAAUUCAAACCCGUUUCGACUCGACAUAUCGAAGAAGAAGAGUUUUCCACUGCCUUGCUUCCCAAUGCCUCAGGUGAAGAUGGUGCUACUAUUUUAGAAGGUGCUUUUGAUGAAGUGAAUGACCAAGAAGAUGAAGAGUUUGAUGUCGGGAAAUUUGUAUCAACAGAGCAAAUCGACCCUGCCUUGGUGACAAUGUCGCUGGGUCCUAGAACAAAGUUUAGCACUUUGCUCCAUUUGGACACUAUUAGACAGAGAAGCAAGCCCACGGAAGCACCAAAGAAGCCCGAAAAGGCGCCGUUCUUCUUGGGGUUGACUGGUGAAGCCGUUGGAGACCGCGCUUCUGUUGCUGAAGGUGCAAAAGUCGCUGAAACAAAAACAGGGGUGGAGGCAGAAGAUGACGAGGAAAAGAGCAGGCUUUUGCAAUUCAAACCACAGGACGGCACAGCACCUAAUUUUGAAAGCGAAUUCACGAGAUUAUUGAGAGUCGCUGCUGAAACUGCGCAAUACGACGAGUUUUUAACCUUCUUGGUCAAUAUGCCUCCAGCGGCACUAGACUUGGAAGUCCGCUCACUAAACUCACAUCCGCCGCUAACUGAAAUGACCAACUUUGUCACUGCCUUGGUUACAGGGUUGCAAACAAACAAGGACUUUGAAAUCAUCGAAACGAUUUUCGCCAUCUUUUUGAAAGUUCACGGCGACGUGAUACACCAGUUUGACGACGAACACCAUCUCCAUUCCGCCUUGUCCAAGUACUCGCAGACCAACGACUCGGUGAACAACAAGAUGGACCAAGUUGUGAAAUAUUGCUCGGGAAUCAUCAACUUCAUCAAGUAG